Molecule: messenger RNA, 1491 nt
Organism: Arctia plantaginis
Lineage: Eukaryota; Metazoa; Arthropoda; Insecta; Lepidoptera; Erebidae
Source: the annotation of a GenBank genome assembly
AUGGCGCUGCUGACGAAUUCGUCGUCAGCGACGGGCCCAACGGCCGGCGGGCCGUCGGCUCCGCAGGCGCAUUCGGCCACGCCAUUACAUCACUAUUUUCACUAUUUGAAGCAGCCUUCACCAUUAGCCCAGAACCCGUAUGCUCACCAUUCGUCAGCGCACCAUAUGGGCAUGGGGCCGGGACCUCUAGGAGGAUUAGGCCCAUUUGGAUUGACACCACAUGGAUUAGAAGCGGUUGGAUUUCCACAAGAUCAACAUGAAAAGUUAUGGAGUUGGAGCGUAAAUCCUCGAAAACAGCGCCGCGAGCGCACGACAUUCACACGUGCCCAACUAGAUGUUCUAGAAGCAUUAUUCGGCAAGACCAGAUAUCCUGAUAUCUUCAUGAGGGAAGAAGUCGCCUUGAAGAUAAAUCUACCGGAGUCUAGAGUACAGGUCUGGUUCAAAAACAGAAGAGCUAAAUGCCGACAGCAAUUACAACAACAAACCAACACACAGAUCUCCAGUAAAUCAUCAUCUAGUUCCAAAACGUCCGUCUCCAGUACCAGCAUCAAAACCUCAUCCAGUUCCUCAAAGAUUAACACUUCGAAAUCAAUAACCAGCUCAUCAAAUGUUCCUACAACCCAAAACUCCAGCGUCACUACCUCCUCCCCUAAUCUCCCAAUCACUCCCACAACGUCAGUGAGUCCACCAAUCAACGUCAUUUGCAAGAAAGAGUCAGCCACAUCGAACUACGAAACUUCCCCCCACAAUAAGAAUAACAGUCUUACAUCACUUUCUCAUUACAACUCCAACGAACUCAGACUAAGUGGAAAGGAAUCUUCUCCCUCAGAACCUGUAUCUAACAUUCACAGUUACGGAGUCACUCCGAAGCAAGAGUUAUAUAGCAGUCCAAAACGGCUGGAUUAUUCGAGCAAAUUGGAUUACACGGAGAAAUUUGGUAGCAAUCUGGUGAAAGACCAGUACAGUUCGCGACUGACGGGUAAUCUGACUCCCUUAGGGUCCAAUUCCUCUAUAAUGACAACUCCCUCUCCUCCUAUAACUCCUCAAAGUUUAAAUGGACCAGGGAACGUUUACCAUCCGGACAGUUACAACAGUUUCCACUGGCCGGGGUCUACGGACUACAUCAGGAACUACUCGACGUCUCAUCAUCAUCAGGGUUAUGGUCAGAGCGCCUAUAAUUCCCCAUAUUAUCCUAGUCAGAUGGAAUACUUCAAUGGCUCUUCCGUGAAUCAAACUCAUGGCAGCCAUCACAGCCACAACUUGACGGCCAACGGCAACCAGCUCUACAACCAAGUAUCCUUCGGCAACCCAUCCUCUCCAGGGGCGUGGGCGUCCCAUCACAACAUACUCUCAACGGGACCCGAAUCCCCAGAGAAUCAAUCGCAAAAUACCCCACACUUGAGCAUGCUCCAAGCAUCACAAAUAACGAACUUUUCCAACUCCGGUAACAGUUAUUUUGCUCCGGAAAAAUACGGAAUCAAUAUGGUUUAG